UGAUGACGUUGUGUAGCAGCCUAGCAACGGUAUCCACAACAAGCCGUUUGUGUCCAGCAUUGAGAGAAGCUAGCAGCCAGCUAGCAGAAUUAUACUGUUAAUGCUCGCGAACUAAUUCCACAAACUUCAGCUGGCUGUCAGUAUUAAAAAAAACAAUUGCAAAACCCGUCGCACAACAAAAGUAAACCGUCUUGUGUGGCAAGAAAAACAUGGCAGAUGAGAAUCGUAGAGAAGACGAAGAUGAACGAAGUCCUGGGUUACAGCACCAGAUGUUUCUCACUAUGGAGGAUUUGUUAGAUAAACUAAAACUGCUGGAUUAUGAGGAACAUGUCCUUGUAAAGCACAAUAUGAAACCUCUCUCCAGGCAUUAUUUUGUAUCAAGUUCGUACACACCGAGUAACCCUGGUGAACAAUUCUACAUGUUCAGCGUCAUCGCAGCUUGGCUCAUAACACUGUGUGGCCGGUCAUUUGAAACACCACAUGAAUAUGACGACCCCAACGGGAUUGUCUCAAACAUCCUUACGCACCUUAGGGCGCUGGGUGGGCUGGUUGAAUUUCCUCCAUCAAAGCUGAAGUCUGGUUCUGGGGAACACGUGUGCUACGUCUUGGACCGCCUGGCAGAGGAAGCCCUGAAGUGUAGACAGUUUGUUUGGCAGAGGCCUCUCUACCCCACAGAGGUGUUGGAGGAGGAGUCUGUGAUGGAGGAUGAUGCUGAGCUCACACUGAGCAAAGUGGAGGAGUUGACUGAGGAGGUUGCUGAGUAUGAAGAUGUUGUUGAUCUGGAGGAACUGAAGUCCAGAACUAGCCAGAAUGAGGUGAGAGGGCAGAGACCAGAGAUGAUCCUGGAGUCAGAGACAGAUUCUGCAGAGUGGAAUCUGGAGGUAGAGAGGGUUCUGCCCCAGCUCAAAGUAUCGGUCCGCACAGAUAUUAAGGAAUGGCGGAGCCAUGUGAGCCAAAUGCAUCAACACCAGGAUGGCAUCAAAAGCUCUUUGAAAGAUGCCAAGACAUAUCUAGAUAAACUGCUGGAGGAGAUCGGUAAGACUCAAGAGAAAGUGAGCAGCAGAGAAAAGUAUAUCAACACACAACUUGAACACCUCAUCACAGAAUACAGGAAUGCACAGUCGAAAUUUUGUGAGGCGAAGGAGCUGUAUCAGCAGGCCAGUGGAGGAGUGACUGAAAGAACCAGAACUAUAGCAGAGAUCAGUGAGGAGCUUGAGAAAGUAAAACAGGAGAUGGAUGAGAAGGGCAGCAGCAUGUCAGACGGAGUUCCAGUAGUAAAGAUCCGGCAGAGUCUGACAAAGUUAAAGCAGGAGAUCCAGGAGAUGGAUGUGCGUAUGGGGGUGAUGGAACACACGCUGUUGCAGGCCAAACUCAAGGAAAAGAGCAACAUGACCAGAGACAUGCAUGCCACACACAUCACAGAGACUACUACACACACCUACUCAUAACCACACACACAUUCUCAAACUCGCACGGUAUACAUAUAUACGUGUAUAUAUGUAUGUAUACUAUGUGUGUGUGUGUGUGUGUGUGCGCGUGUGUCUCUUUUGGAAAUUAAUAAAAAGAAACUAUUUUAACUGAUAA
Messenger RNA from Tachysurus vachellii, 1584 nucleotides. RefSeq names its product intraflagellar transport 57 homolog (Chlamydomonas) (gene ift57). Gene Ontology annotation, biological process: intraciliary transport; non-motile cilium assembly. The transcript is spliced from 11 exons. Lineage: Eukaryota; Metazoa; Chordata; Actinopteri; Siluriformes; Bagridae. The coding region runs from base 210 to 1448 and encodes 412 amino acids. The record is from RefSeq and is a predicted model, not a curated record. Gene Ontology annotation, cellular component: intraciliary transport particle B; cilium; centrosome.